AUGUUUAACUUUUUACCAUCUUUGACUUCAAAUGACCGAAUGCUUUAUGCUUAUAUUGCACUUGAAUAUACGGCACAAGAUAGCACUUUUUAUGCAUCAUUAGAUGCGAAUUUUACUUCCAAAAAUAAUGUAUAUAUACAACAAAAAGCAAAAAUAUCAAAUAAGAAUGAAGUUGUAUUGUAUAGAGAACCAAAUGAAAAUAUUGAUGUUGAUAUUUCAGAGAAUGACAAUACAGA
This is a messenger RNA of Dentiscutata erythropus, 236 nucleotides long. NCBI's taxonomy places the organism in Eukaryota, Fungi, Glomeromycota, Glomeromycetes, Diversisporales, Gigasporaceae. The record is from the annotation of a GenBank genome assembly.